Racocetra fulgida is the source of this 1038-nucleotide messenger RNA. The record is from the annotation of a GenBank genome assembly. NCBI's taxonomy places the organism in Eukaryota, Fungi, Glomeromycota, Glomeromycetes, Diversisporales, Gigasporaceae.
AUGUUAGAUUACAAUCUUGAAGGAAAAAGCGAAGAUACAUAUAAAUCAAAUGAAACAAAUAAUUCGGUUGAAGAUGAGCGACAAGCCACGAAUGUAGAAGUUACAGUAAAUAAAAGGAAAAAAGUUUUAAAUCGUACUAACGUAAAAAAGAGAAGAGGAUAUGAAGAACCUAACGAUGAGCCUUCUCUAAGAUCAGCUGAAGAUUAUGAGGCACAAGCUACGAAUAUGGAAGUUACAGCAAAUAAUGAUAAAGGAAAAAAAUCUUCCAAUCGUACUAACACGACAAAGAGAAUAGAAAUCGAACCGAAUUGGAUUAAUAGUGAUAAUGAACAAACAUCAAAAGCUUCAUCGUCAUCCUCAUUAAUUGGAAGCUCUUUGUCUUAUAAUAAACGGCCAAUUGCAUCUAAAGCUUCAUCUUUUUCAGAUAGAAGUGAUUCUCCUGAAAGUAUUUAUAGUGAACGAUCACCAUUACCCAAUAUCGCCUCAUUUCCCUUAAUCAACCACUCUUUCGAAGAUACUAAUAGCCAGCACCCAUUAACAUCAAACAAAAUCGAUAAUUCCUCAACUUCUUUUAUCGGCCCUUUUAAAAAUGAUUUGGAGCUUUGUCUAUACCUCGUACAACAUACCAAUCUCAUUAAGUUAACAACGAGUAUGAUAGAGGCAGACAGCCAAGGUUCUACAGUUAUCCAAGAAAAAGACAACAAGUUCAAUGUAUUAUCAGAAAGAGCAAGGCAACCAGAAAUGAAGCAAAUUUCUGAAUAUAUAACGGAAAGUAACUGGGAGGUAUUUUUAAAACGUCAUAUAGAUAUUUUAGACUUAGAGAAGACAUUCAGGAAAUGGCCUGAAAAUGUCGUUAAAUUCACCAAGUUUAUACGAUCCGCUUUUAAUCUCUUUGUCCAAGAAAAUCUUUUGGACAAAGAUGUGAUUAAUGAAGUCAAAGAUCUUAAUUAUAUGACAGUUAACAUGAUUAUAUUUACAGCUGAUGGAAACGAUUCCUUGCAACAAUUAGACCUUGGGUCACUUCUAAAGUUUGACUAG